Gadus chalcogrammus (walleye pollock) is the source of this 811-nucleotide messenger RNA. Its product is annotated as peptidyl-prolyl cis-trans isomerase-like. Gene Ontology annotation, cellular component: intracellular membrane-bounded organelle. NCBI's taxonomy places the organism in Eukaryota, Metazoa, Chordata, Actinopteri, Gadiformes, Gadidae. Gene Ontology annotation, biological process: protein folding; protein peptidyl-prolyl isomerization. Gene Ontology annotation, molecular function: peptidyl-prolyl cis-trans isomerase activity. The record is from RefSeq and is a predicted model, not a curated record. The coding region runs from base 84 to 575 and encodes 163 amino acids. The transcript is spliced from 5 exons.
AUGAGUCUGCCUCUUCCAUAAAGGUUCCCCAGCAAACCGUUCAUCCGCAUUCCGCCUUGGAGAACUCAAACCCAAUCCUCAAAAUGACAACUAAAGUUUUCUUCGAAAUCACCGUCUCAGGUGAAAAAGCUGGCCGGAUUGAAAUGGAGCUGGAAUCUGGCGUAGUUCCAAAGACUGCUGAGAAUUUCCGGGCACUGUGCACAGGGGAGAAGGGCUUCGGCUACAAAGGCUCCAGUUUCCAUCGGGUCAUCCCAGGCUUCAUGUGCCAGGGAGGUGAUUUCACCAGAGGCGAUGGAACCGGUGGCAAGUCCAUAUAUGGGGAGAAGUUUGCUGAUGAGAACUUCCAGCUGAAGCACACAGGUGAAGGUAUCCUAUCCAUGGCCAAUGCUGGUCCUGGCACCAAUGGCUCCCAGUUCUUCCUCUGCACAGCAAAAACUCAAUGGCUGGACGGCAAGCAUGUGGUUUUUGGCAAAGUGGUGUCAGGCAUGGAUGUUGUCAGGAAGAUGGACAAACUAGGAACUAACGGUGGCAAACCAAAAGCUAAAAUUGUGAUUGCUGAUUGCGGCGAAUGUUAAAUGGGGCUUUGUGUAUUACCAUUCCCUUAAGAUGAGCACAUCUUAAAUCUGUAAACACCCAUCCCCUUGAAUAUCUUAACUGUAACAUCUAAAUUGACCAAUUAUUAAAGAAACAUUAUUAUUCGGCCCACUUAUAAGGCAAAUGUUUAUGUUUUUCGUGUAGGAUACUCUGUAUCAUUGCUAUAAAUUGUUGGAUGAUUGGUGACACCCUUUGAUAAUAAACAGUAAAUUAACAA